AGGCUAUCUCCAUUUCACACACACACAGAGAAAAGAGACAGACGCUUAGUAACUUGAUCAAGGUCAAGGGCUGGUGAGCGAGUAGCAGGGAGGAAACCGAAUAUUUCCACUUGGCCCAAGAACCUUGGUUGCGGCCCUUGAUGCCUGCCUGGGGGGCGGGGAGGUUCCAAGGUUCCUGGAGCAUCUGUCCCUGUGGGUCUCUGAGCCGACCUCGCGGGCCUGCACGCGCUGACACCCUCGGGUCUGGCUCCACCCUCCCCUGGCCCUUGGCUCAGCCCAGCGCCGCUCCAGCUCGAGGAUGCCCAGCUCCCGACUGUGACCCGCGUGCUUCGCCCGGCCACUCCCUUUCCCUAGAGCAAGCGUCCUGGGGCGCUUGUCUCGUCGCGGUCGCCUCUGAACCACGGCAUUCUUUAGAAGGAGCCGGGCGGGGACGCCUCUCGGGAUCGUACCGCGGCUCUAGCGCACCCGGGUGGCGGCACUGCGCUCGCGGGGCAGCUGCGGGGACGCGCGGAGGGGACGCCGCAGAGGGGAACCUGGAAGGGUAGCGGCGAGGGGCGCGGCGUCGCCGGAAGCUGGGGUGGGGGCACCCGGGCGCGAUGCAGUGAAGGGCGAGCGACGCGGCGGCGGCGAUGAGUGCCUCUGCGGCCACCGGGGUGUUCGUGCUGUCCCUCUCAGCCAUCCCGGUCACCUACAUCUUCAACCACCUGGCGGCCCAGCACGAUUCCUGGACCAUUGUUGGGGUUGCUGCCCUCAUCCUGCUCCUGGUGGCCCUUUUGGCUCGGGUCCUUGUCAAAAGAAAACCACCACGGGACCCUCUGUUUUACGUGUAUGCGGUGUUCGGAUUUACCAGCGUGGUGAACCUCAUCAUAGGCUUGGAGCAAGACGGCAUCAUUGAUGGGUUUAUGACUCACUACCUGAGAGAGGGUGAACCGUAUCUGAACACGGCCUAUGGGCACAUGAUCUGCUACUGGGAUGGCUCUGUUCAUUACCUGAUGUACCUGGUGAUGGUGGCCGCCAUCGCAUGGGAGGAGAGCUACAGAACCAUUGGCCUGUACUGGGUGGGCUCCAUCAUCAUGAGCAUUGUGGUCUUUGUGCCCGGAAACAUUGUAGGAAAAUAUGGAACACGGAUUUGCCCUGCAUUCUUCUUAAGCAUACCAUAUACGUGUCUUCCGGUCUGGGCUGGCUUCAGGAUCUACAGUCAGCCAUCAGAAAACUAUAAUUAUCCCUCAAAGGUUCUUCAAGAAGCCCAAGCGAAGGCCCUCCUGAGAAGACCAUUUGACCUCAUACUGGUUGUGUGUCUUUUCUUGGCGACUGGAUUUUGUCUGUUCAGAGGCCUGAUUGCUUUGGACUGCCCAGCUGAGCUCUGCCGACUCUACGCACAGUUUCAAGAGCCCUACCUAAAGGACCCUGCUGCUUAUCCUAAAAUUCAGAUGCUGGCAUACAUGUUCUAUUCUGUCCCUUACUUUGUGAUUGCACUGUAUGGCUUGGUGGUCCCUGGAUGCUCAUGGAUGCCCGACAUAACGCUGGUCCACGCGGGAGGUCUAGCUCAGGCGCAGUUUUCCCACAUCGGUGCAUCUCUCCACGCUAGAACUGCUUAUGUCUACAGAGUCCCCGAAGAAGCCAAAGUCCUGUUUUUAGCAUUAAACAUAGCAUACGGCGUUCUUCCUCAGCUCUUGGCCUACCGCUGCACCUACAGUCCCGAGUUCUUCAUGAGAACCAAGGCAGAUGAGAAGGUGGAAUGAAUAUACCUCACGUUAUCUCUGGUCCUGUUAGAUGGAACGGAUGCUGUACUUCAUUCCCGUCCAUGAUAACUUGAGAAUCAGACUCGUGCUCUGCGGUGUGGGUGUGAGUGGGAAUAAUGGCAUGUGUAUGGUAUAUUCUCUUGGUUGAAGGGAAACUGAAGAAAUAUGUCACAAUCUGUUUGUGAAUGUGACCAUGGAUCUUAACAGUGCACAUACUGUGUGACAGUUACAACUCCGGUGCCUACAAACAGCACAGAAUCAAACUAUUCAGGAGUGACUAACCAUAUUCACUAUGCAUAUGAAGAAACUCAAAACAGCAAAUACAGGUUGGAGAAAUAACUUCUUCACAUGAAAUGUACGACUCAUUGACAACCUUAAUAUAAACGCCAGAUCAGCAUAAUAUUCUUAAGUUGUUUGAAGUGUCUUCAUAAGGAAAGUACAUUGCUGUUGUUUUAAAAAGUUGAUAUCCAAACUUCCACUGUGAAUCUAAAUAGCUAAGAUGACACAAAUCAACCUUAUUAGUAGCUUUAAUGCAUACUUGUUUUACUGGUGGCUGGUAAUAUUUCUCUUCUGUGUAUACUUUCAACAAAAUUAUUUUUGUUGUUUUAUGAAGACAAACUUUAUUAAAUUUGAAGCAUUUGAUGUAUACAUUUCAUGACAAAUUUUGAACUUUUUAUUUAAGAAAUCUGUUAUAUGUUCCAUUUUAAAAUGUUAUCCAUAUUCUUCAUAUGUUUUAGUGUGAUCAAUGAAGAAGUCUUCUGGCGAAUUUCACUAAUUUUAACAUAAAAUAUUUGAAAUUAAAAAGUACCUUUUAAAGUUAAAACCUGAUGUGGCACCCUGUCUCUUAAUGAACUUUUGGUAUUUGGAACUGUGUGUGAACAACAGAGAAACAAGCCAAAAGCACAGUAGCCUCCUCAGUAUGCCCUGAAGGGGCAACUCCCACAGCCCAGCAUCACCUUCAUCAUCACGACACUGGCUUUUAGAUCUUCGUAUAUUUUGUCUUCAUGUUCGUUUCUUCUUCAACAAAAUAAGAAACCAAAAGAAAGUGGGAUGCACAUAAGGCUGUGUAUAAACCAGGGUCCACGGAGCUGCUGUGCUCUUAGACGUGCAGGCAGGUCACACUGUCGUUCCCUCCUGUCCCUCCCAGUGUUUUCAAUUAACCUAACAUCCAGAAUAGUUAAAAAGAAAAAGAUAGAAAAUAAAAUCCUCA
This is a messenger RNA of Alexandromys fortis (reed vole), 2952 nucleotides long. It is a transcript of the gene Tm6sf1, whose product is annotated as transmembrane 6 superfamily member 1. The record is from RefSeq and is a predicted model, not a curated record. The transcript has 10 exons. Lineage: Eukaryota; Metazoa; Chordata; Mammalia; Rodentia; Cricetidae. Bases 630 to 1742 code for a protein of 370 amino acids. Gene Ontology annotation, cellular component: lysosomal membrane.